Messenger RNA from Suillus subaureus, 891 nucleotides. Its product is annotated as Alpha/Beta hydrolase protein. NCBI's taxonomy places the organism in Eukaryota, Fungi, Basidiomycota, Agaricomycetes, Boletales, Suillaceae. The record is from RefSeq and is a predicted model, not a curated record. The transcript has 5 exons. Bases 1 to 891 code for a protein of 296 amino acids.
AUGGAACCCACUAAACAAACUCUCUUGAUCGGCGGCCUCGUCGUCGAUGUCUACUCCCACCCCACUUCGAGCUCCAGCUCCACAGACCCCAUCCACGCGCUCUUCUUCCUCCACGGCCGCUCCGAAAGUGCACAAGAAGCACAUUUAGUCGAUACUGUUAAAGUUAUUUUUGAUGGGAGUUAUGGCUCUGGAUCGGGUGUGAGUGGUGAGAGGAAGAAAGAUCUUAUCGUUGUUGCUUUUGAUCACAGGAACCAUGGGACAAGACUUGUGGACCAGAAGCGGAAUUUGGCAUGGAGCGAGGAUCCGGCUGAGAAUAAUGAUCAGCAUGCCGUUGACAUGUAUACCAUCCAAACUGGUACAGCAGAAGACGUGUCCUUCCUAAUCGACCACCUUUCUUCCUUCCUCUAUCCCUCGGGUGAUCGAACGAUUGUGGAAUGGGGUAUAGGUGGUACAAGUCUUGGAGGACAUUCGACAUGGAUUGCGCUUUCCCGAGAACCCCGCCUCACACUCGGAAUCCCCAUAAUCGGGUGCCCAGACUACACCAAACUCAUCUCCCAGCGCGCCCAAUCCUCACACAUCCCCUUCUCCCCACCUUACUUCCCCACCUCCUUCAAAACAUAUAUAGAAACGCAUGACCCUGCACAACUGCCAUAUCGCGCCAAGGACGCGUCCAAUCCGUUCCUUGGGAAGAAGGUUUUGGUGCUUUCGGGGAAGGAGGAUAGGCUUGUACCGUGGGUGGCGUCGGCAGAGUUCGUGGAGGGUCUUGAACUUGGGGAGGGGGGUGUUAAGAGGGUUGUGGUGGAGGAGGGGGCGGGGCAUGAGUGUACGGACGGGAUGCGGAAGGAGGCUGGGUUGUUUGUGAGGAAAUGGUUGAGUGGUGCGGGGUUAUGA